This is a messenger RNA of Leishmania major strain Friedlin, 1464 nucleotides long. RefSeq lists its product as hypothetical. The record is from RefSeq and is a predicted model, not a curated record. Gene Ontology annotation, molecular function: gamma-glutamylcyclotransferase activity. NCBI's taxonomy places the organism in Eukaryota, Euglenozoa, Kinetoplastea, Trypanosomatida, Trypanosomatidae. The coding region runs from base 1 to 1464 and encodes 487 amino acids. The transcript has a single exon.
AUGGCCUCGGACACAUCGAGCAACUUUUACUACUUCGCCUACGGAACCUAUGUCGAUGCAGCGGAGUUGCAGCGGUCUCUUGCCGCCGUCUCCGGUAGUGUCGCGUCGAUCAUCCAUUCAGCCCGCCCUGCCCUCCUUCCAGGGUACCGCCUCGUGCUCGAUGCCGUGAGCGCUGAAGGGCCGCGGCUAGGCUGCAUCAACAUUGCCCCGCUCAGUCUCGUCGCCCGCGAUCCAUCGACGGCGCGUCACUCCCCAAGCAAGGACCGGGAUGGAACGUCACACGAGUUCAAGGCGGCUUUUCGCGACGGGGCUCGGGGGAUCGUGUACGAGCUCUCCGCCAACAUGCGUGAACCACUGCUGCAGGCUGUCGCGCGCGAAGGGUCAUUCAACGCGUACGCCAUGCUCACGUGUUACGUGAUGAGCGACGUGCAUCGCGGCGUGCGGGCGCCAGACUCGCAGAUGCUCACGUCCCUCGUGAUCGCCGCGCUGGACAUGCCGCUCAUGGAGCGCGAGUUCUCUGAGGAGACCCUCAUGCAACUUCGCUGGCAGCCGCUGCCAAAGCCGCAAGGGGUCCAGGCCCAACCAGGGCUGGUCGCCGUUGUUGCACCCUCUCCGGCUGGAACUCCAAACGGUGCGGAUUCCCCGCUUCAGCCGCGCUGGCCUGGAUUGCAUUGGUGCAACUGCACGCAAUCUGUGCGCGUUGCCCCCAGCCAAGCAUACGCAGCUCUCCUGGAGAAGGCCUACCGUGAGUACCUCCACCUGAACAUAGCAGCCGAUCAAGACGGCAGUAGCUCCACUGAGGUCGCCACUCACAGCUCAGCGUCCUCGGAUGGCGGCGACGUCGACUCGUACGCGACAGCGAUCCAUCGCAUGGUGUACCAGCAGGUCCGCAAUGUCAGCAAGGACCGACAGGAGGCCAAGACGUGGUACUUGGCGUACGGCUCUAACAUGUCUUGGGAGCAGGUGUGCGUCCGUAUCGGCCCGCCGUACCAGCGCCGCCCCGCCAAGCUGCUCGGCUAUGUGCUCGUUGCCAACACGGUAUCCAUAGGCCACUCGAAUGGUGGUAACUUCGGAUAUUACAACGUGGAGCCGGUGGCGCUGCGGAAGAAGAAGGAGGCGCAGGGGAUGGUGAAACACCCCAGUACGAUGCCGCCAUACGUCUGCGGUGCUGCGUACGAAAUCAGCCAGGCACAAUUGGAGAUCAUGGACACCUACGAGAGAGGCUACUCCCGCGAGCUGCACCGCUGCACCGACCUAAGCGAUGCGACGGCGGCCCCGCUGGAGUGCUGGACGUACAUUGCACAGCAAACCUCCGAAGACUUGCUGCCGUCGCACGAGUAUCGAUCACGCGUGUUGGAGGGCGCAGACAUUCUACCGCCAGAGUACAUCGAGUGUAUCCGUGCCGUCCCGACGAACCCGCUGCGGAGUCCACGGCAGGACAAGCGCCUUCGCAAAGAACUCUGA